This is a messenger RNA of Filobasidium floriforme, 1068 nucleotides long. RefSeq lists its product as uncharacterized. The coding region runs from base 1 to 1068 and encodes 355 amino acids. The transcript has 4 exons. Gene Ontology annotation, molecular function: metal ion binding; superoxide dismutase activity. The record is from RefSeq and is a predicted model, not a curated record. Gene Ontology annotation, biological process: superoxide metabolic process. NCBI's taxonomy places the organism in Eukaryota, Fungi, Basidiomycota, Tremellomycetes, Filobasidiales, Filobasidiaceae.
AUGCAAUCCACCACCUCGCUUUUCCGGACGUCACUCCGACGGACAGCUCUCCCGCUCGUCCGAGCUCGACCUUAUUCGGUCGGGACCGGAUCGACCGACGCUCAAGCUCAAGCUUCUUCUUCGGGUUCGCCUUCCCCUGAAGCCUCAUCUUCGGCUCAGCAAGCUACCGGCGACGCUUCUGCCUCGUCUUCCUCCACCUCUUCUUCCGGUCCCAAAUCCGAGCCUUCUACCAGCUCAACAACUUCAACCUCAACCUCAACCCAAACCCGAACCAGAUCUCAGAACCGCACGCCAAAGAUCCCCUCGACCUCGUCUACCGCAGAAUACGUCAGGGAGAACGGGAUCCCAGGAUUCUUGCCCCGUGAGAGUUUCGAAAAUGUAGAGAAGUGGGUGGGGGGACAUUGGGAGAGGUUGGAGGCGGAGAUGCAAUCCAACGAGACCUUGCGUAAUCUCCUGGCCAGUAAAUCGAGUCGAGGAUCCCGGUCGUCCACGGUGGACAUUGUCACCCUGUUGAGCGAGACGGCAAGGGAUCCGUCGUGUUCGGUCGCGUUCAACAGCGCGAGCUUGAUUCUGAACACUAGUUUCUUCUUGGAAAAGCUGAGGGUUGCGCAGGGGAGUAACAUUCCGGCUCAGAUGGAGCAUUUGGAGGACCAGCUCGUCGGUCGAGCAAGAGGUAUGGUCGGGGGUGGUUUCCUCUGGCUUGUGAAGAUGAAGUCCGCAUCAGGCAGCAAGAGCUUCCGAUACCAGAUCAUGCCCACUCACGCUGCGGGAACCUUGCUGGUCCGAAAUCGAAUGAUGCUCGGUCGAAACGCCCAGACCGAUCUCUUCCGCUCGGCCGGUGCUUCGGAUGAGUCACCUGACAACCACAUCUCUGGGUAUUCGGAACCCGCCUCGUCGGGUGUCACCAGCAACAUCGACCUGGCCCACCUCACCGUCACGCCGUUGGCCUGUGUCAGCUUGUUCGAGCACGUCUACCUGCCCAAGUAUGGUGUCAACGGAAAGGAGGAUUACGUGAGGGAUUGGAUCAGGCAUUUGGACUGGAGGUCAAUCGAGAAGAACUCGAACUAG